Messenger RNA from Mytilinidion resinicola, 4189 nucleotides. Its product is annotated as P-loop containing nucleoside triphosphate hydrolase protein. The transcript has 4 exons. The coding region runs from base 1 to 3726 and encodes 1241 amino acids. Gene Ontology annotation, biological process: regulatory ncRNA-mediated heterochromatin formation. Gene Ontology annotation, cellular component: nuclear RNA-directed RNA polymerase complex. NCBI's taxonomy places the organism in Eukaryota, Fungi, Ascomycota, Dothideomycetes, Mytilinidiales, Mytilinidiaceae. The record is from RefSeq and is a predicted model, not a curated record. Gene Ontology annotation, molecular function: helicase activity.
AUGUCGUUCAGAGCGCAUCGCCAUGGAGACGUGCCGGGAGCCACUUAUGAGACAAACAAUCCGUUCGAAACGUUGAUAGACGUUGAAGACGAUGCGAUCCUCCAAGAAGUCAACGAAACACUGAAGGAGCCAUUCCCUAUCCCAAAUGCCGCUGCCCAUCCCCAACAGCCUCCUGAGCCGCAAUCCUCCACUUGGGUUACCCCAACGAAUACCACCCACCAGAUCCGGAGGUACAUGGAUGCAGUCAAGGAGCAAGUGAGUGGAGGCUCGUGGCUAUCAAUGCCAGAGCUACCGACAUCAUCGGAAGUUAUGGAGAAUAGCGACAAGUGUGAUCUUGCAAACAAGAUUGAAGGGGCACAUAACUCGAACGAAAAGUAUCUGAGUUCACAUUACGAGUUGCAGAGAGAGGACGCCAUUAGACCGCUCCGACACGCUGUGCAGGACGUGAAAGGGCGACCUUCGUUGCAAGAGGCGGAGUACUCUGGAGGAGUAGGCAUCUAUUCAAAUGUCUACAUCUCCGCCUGUGUAUUCUCCCCACGAGGUCUGGCGGUGCGAGUCAGUUUUUCGCUCUCUCGCAUUGGAAAGCGAAUCCGGUGGGAACAAUCGAAACGUCUGAUCACCGGCACGCUGGUUGCACUCACACCAGCCGACGAUAUGUUUAAGACCACGUGCAUCCUUGCCACGGUUGCCGCUAGACCUCUCGCUGCUCUGGAGCAAAACCCGCCUGAGAUUGAUUUGUUCUUCGCAAGCCCUAUGGACCUCGAACUCGACCCAACCAGGCCUUACUGCAUGGUAGAGGAUCGGAGCAGCUUCUUUGAGGCUAGUCGACAUACCAUGCUAGCUCUCCAAAAGCUCAUGCGGGAGCCGUUCCCGCUGUCGGAGUAUCUCGUAGGCGUUAAACCAGAUGUGGAGCCUCCACUCUAUGUUCUGAACAAACCACAUACCGAUCUCAGCUCGAUCGUCGCCAUCGAGGAUUCAGCAUCUUACGAGAAUGUCAAUAUUCUGGAAGAAUGGCCGGAUACGUCUACCACUGGGCUUGACAAAUCCCAGUCCGUAGCUCUCAGGCGCAUACUUACCAAGCGCCUUGCAAUCGUUCAAGGACCACCAGGUACUGGAAAGACCUACGUCUCGGUGAUCGCUCUCAAGGCCCUAAUAGCGAAUUGGCGGCCUGGAGAUCCUCCAAUUAUUCUUACUUGCCAAACUAACCACGCUUUGGAUCAGCUUUUACGGCACAUUCACCAAUUUGCACCAGAAUUCAUCAGACUUGGAGGGCGAUCCAAAGAUGAGGAUAUCAUCAAGAAGCGCACUCUUUUCGAAGUCCGAAUGUUGUCUCCACCCAACAAGACCCGUUACAAAGGUCCAGCCAUAAAGGGACUGAAAGACAUGACAAAGCGUAUGCAAGUCUUGCUGUCACCGCUUGAAGCUAACAAAGGUCCUAUCGAUCAUCGUCUUCUGGCAACGCUGCACAUCAUCGACAAAGAUCAGGCAGCGUCGUUAGAAGUCGGUAUCGAUGGCAUGGAAGGUCUUCCUCAAGACUCUCCUACUGUUCCAAUGGAAAUGUGGAUGGGCCAUAAUCUCAAACGUGUGGCACGGAACCAAGAGCAAGACUACUUCGAAUACGAAUAUGAGGACAUAGAUCUGGACUUCGAGGAAUUGCAAGAACUGGAAGCUGAGGCCUUCAACAGGGACGACGAUGAUCUAGAAACCCUGAGAGGCCCGGUAGUCCUUCUUGGAGACAACUAUACCGGAGCACGGAAUGAUCACAUAUCAGAUGAAAAGAUUCUCAGCCUUCUCGCCAAAACUAAAGAUCUGUACAGGAUCCCUUCGAAGCUGAGAGGUUCAGUGUACUGCUACUUCCAGAAGCAGGUGAAAGAACUCAUUUUGGCGGAAUUCCGCAAUCUUGCAAUACGUUAUGAUUACUAUGUCCAGCAACGACGUAUCAAUCUGUGGGAGAAUGAUAACCUGAUUCUGAAAGAGCAAAAGAUCAUUGGUAUGACGACCACAGGACUGAGCAAGUACCGCGCCUUGGUUGAGAGUUUAAAUCCACGUAUCAUCCUCGUUGAGGAAGCCGCCGAAACUCUCGAGGCUCCGAUCAUUGCAGCCUGUCUUCCUUCUUUGGAACACCUGAUCCUUGUCGGCGAUCACCAGCAGCUGCGACCUCACACUCAAGUCAGAGAGCUGGAGGGAGGCGAUGUCAAUUUCGAUAUGUCACUUUUUGAACGAAUGGUCCACAACGAAGUCGAGUACGAUAGCUUGCAGCGGCAACGCCGUAUGAUCCCUGAGAUUCGCCGACUUCUCAGACCCAUAUAUGGCAAACUCAUUUCCGAUCACAAGACUGUCCUCGAUCCAAAGAACCGCCCCCCAAUUCCAGGUAUGGGAGGGUGUAAUAGUUUCUUCUUCACCCAUGACUGGCCAGAGACUCAUGACGCCAACAUGUCUGCCUGCAAUCCACACGAAGCGGACAUGCUUGUUGGCUUGGUAGAUUACCUGGUCCUCAAUGGCGUCAAAGUUGAAGAAAUUACCAUUUUGACUUUCUACAACGGCCAGAGGAAACUCAUUCUCAGGCGUCUUAUGGCCCAUCCAAAUCUUACCAGUCGCCGUUCGUCCUUCAAGGUUGUCACCGUCGACAGCUACCAAGGCGAAGAAAACGAUAUCGUUCUCCUGUCUCUUGUUCGAAGCAAUGACAAGCACAGCAUUGGAUUCUUGAACGUGAAUAAUCGUGUCUGCGUGGCCCUUUCCCGAGCGAAACGCGGCUUCUAUCUCUUCGGGAACGGCCUACUCCUCUGUCAAGAGAGCAAGACUUGGGCUGAAAUCGUGGAGAUCAUGUACGGAAAGAAAGGCGACAAACCAAAGACCGGAGCUGUGAGGCGAGUAGGAUUCCACAUUCCUUUGGAAUGCACGAACCAUAGCCGCAAGACUUGGAUCGAAGAGCCUGGUGAUUGGGAAUCGGUCAACGGUGGCUGUGAGCAGAAAUGCCGCUGCAAACUUCCCUGUGGGCAUACCUGCAUGCUCAUGUGUCAUCCGUUCGAUGCUUCUGACAUCAAUUGUACCCAGAAGUGCCUGAAGGUGGUCGAAACCUGCGGGCACCCUUGCUCCGAGAUAUGUGUGGACCAUUGCCGCUGCGCUAUGUGCGAGAAAGCGACAAAAGGUGCGAGAUCACUGCUCCGGCAAGCGCCUCUGGACUCCGUCAAUGGAGUUAGGCAAACCUUUCACACGCGUGACUUUUCCGGCGGAUCUGAUCCGGCCGCUUGGACUAACUACGCCAAAGGAGGCGUCAAAGAAUCCGAUGCCGUAGACGUCGCUCGUGCGAAGGAGGCGAAGGAGGAGAGUCUCCGCCAGGCUGAGGCUGAGGCGCAGGAUUAUCGUCAGAGCAUCAAGGCUCUUACUGAAGAGAACGCCAUGACUCUGCUCGCCGAUGGAAAUGAUGUACCUUCACUAACGUCAGAACCCACAAUGGCUUCGGCACCAGCACCGACAACGAUUUCGGCACUAGCUCCGCCUACGACACCUCCUGCCCAGCCAUCUGCAGCAGGACAGCAGCAGGGUCUCCUACUCAUGACGCCUCCUACAUCGGCAACUCCUGAACAGCGUCAGCGUCGCAAGGAGGGCCUCUUGAUCGAUGUCGACUCGCCGCCGCCACGCCGUAUCCACUACAGGGAGACUUUUGACUACUCGCCCUUUUCGAGGUCGAGCAAAGCGCCCGAGCGGAGCCUGCUUGACGAUUGAGUUGGCCUGGUCGUCGGAGGUGUGAGGCAGUAUGGUACAGAAUGUUGCCUGGGGAUAGAGCAUUGCAAUUACUUGCUCUGGCUCGUGAUGUCUGGCUACUCCUGCACGACGAUCUUAUUGGCAUGCUGCCAUCCGUCAAUAUUUCACUUCUUCCAUUCACUUCUUCUCUACUACUACCCCUAUACUCUUGCUUCUACACACUCUUUUUCCUUUUCGCUUCGGGUAGCAGCUUUCUACGUGCUUUCGGUUUCACGGUCAGGAUUAUAAGCCUAUGCAGGGGACUUCAAAACUGCGGCAUGCAGCGGGGUUUUGGUAUACGGAGACUAUGCGUCGGGCUUUAACCUCGAAAAUGGUGCUGUAGAAGCUGACAUUGAACGGGGAUAUGACGGCCUGCUUUCCCUUUUCCUUUUCUAUGGAUCUGGGCGGGUUUUUGGAAUGGAUAACUAGAUAGUUGGAAUGGGAG